GUCUAAGCUCUACCACGACAAACCAUGGGCUCUUGAUUGGGUCGGUGGCCUUCAUACGCCGGGUUGCGGAGCCGUUGUCUUCUUGAGUGAUGACAAUGGCCUGAGUUGGUACUGCUGCGGAGGGGUGGAGAAAUCGGAAGCAGGGAGGUUUACCUACGAUGGCAGGAAGUUCAGGACCUUCUUCCUUACGUCUGUCUAUGACAGAGAGGGGAAAAAGUGGGUCAAGGAAGAUAAGAAGGUGUCUCUUGACCAUCGGCUCUUCCAAGGAUACGGGGUCAAGGCUUUGUCGAUGAAAGCGUUUGACGUGCACGGGAACGGAACAGAGUUCCAAAUGCUGGAUCCAGAAAAGUUUCUUUCCAAAACCAAUGGCUACCGCGUGACUGGGUCCCUGCCUGUCGUCGACAACGCUUUCAUGCUCAGCAGGCCUUUGGUCCAAUUCAACAGCCCGACGGACCAACUCGCAGCUUUCGUUAUGCGAUACAAGGAAGAGUUCGCGAGGCUGCCUGCUGCCCAGCGAGUUGACUGUGUUUUCGUGCCGAUUGACGCGGGCCCCAAACGGCGCCAGGAUCAGCCGGCUAGAGCGGCUCUGCCUGCUCCGGUUCCGCCCUCGGAUCGCCGAGGUCGCGAUGCGGCCGAGCAGUCCAGCGAGGCCACAGACUACGACGACGGAGCUGUGCGCUAUCGGGCUGGUUCCCAGCAUCGUUCCCCGGGAGGUGCAGGUGCCUUCGAUGACGACAAAUGUGAGGCCCACGAUGGGGAGGGCGGUGGUUCGGAUGGGGAGAGCGGUGGUGAGGAGGGGGAGGGCGGUGGUGAGGAGGAGGAGGGCGGUGGUGAGGGGGACGACGGUAACGAAGGAGAUAUUGAAGGUGAGGAUGAUGGCAUGGACGAGGAGCGAGACGAUGUUGGUGAGGAAGUCGAAGACAAUCGCUUCUCCUAAUUUCACCGUCGCCACCUGAACGAAUCGCGGGGGCGCCGUGAGGACGACGCCUGCCGCGUCGGUGACGCGGUCAAUGCUGGUGGCCAGCCUAUGGCCUCCCGCGGAAUGUCGCAGUCCUAUGACCAGACGAAGGAUGGGAGAGACGAACCUGGAUCACGGGGAAAGCGAAAGAGGGGAGAGGCGUCGACCUCUCUUGCGACUCGAACAAAACAGGCGAGAGCCGACGCCGUCAAUGAAGCUUGCGGAGCGUU
Chara braunii is the source of this 1188-nucleotide messenger RNA. The record is from the annotation of a GenBank genome assembly. Lineage: Eukaryota; Viridiplantae; Streptophyta; Charophyceae; Charales; Characeae.